This is a messenger RNA of Protopolystoma xenopodis, 405 nucleotides long. NCBI's taxonomy places the organism in Eukaryota, Metazoa, Platyhelminthes, Monogenea, Polystomatidea, Polystomatidae. The record is from the annotation of a GenBank genome assembly.
AUGCUUUUACCUUCACCUUAUACCUUCACCUCUCUAGCUCUUUACUACAAUGCUUGCAUGUUCCUCUCCUACCAGUGUCUGACACUAGGUAAACUUCGUCUCCUUCCCCUCCUCGAGUCUCUUGUCGCAUUUUUCCCUAACACUCCAAACCUUGCAUCGCCUGACCAGACCGAGCCGAGGCUCUCUGGUUCUAACCUUGAUGUUGCUCCUCUCUCUCAUACAUCUAACACAAGGAUAUCACCUUGGCUUCAGCUGGUUCCUCAAAUGGAAGUUGUAGCAGUCAGCACUUGUGUCCUGGUACCGAAGCUUCGCCACUCUGGGAUUCGUGUUUUAGAAGAUCAGAUCGCCCGACAGAAGUUGGCUAUUUCAUCCGCUCUGCUCAAAGCAGACGGCUUCAAGAGUUAG